Molecule: messenger RNA, 2294 nt
Organism: Amoebophrya sp. A120
Lineage: Eukaryota; Dinophyceae; Syndiniales; Amoebophryaceae
Source: the annotation of a GenBank genome assembly
AUGCAACACCAGCUGCGCGAGCAACAGAUCGCUUCUUUGCGACAGCGUGUUCCGCGCGUGGUGCAGAUUUCCCCUGAUGCUAGCCAAUGGGUGAUCAAACUCGUGGACUCGCGGCUGCAGCCGCUGACGCAAGUUUUCAUUGCAAUACCGCCACCGUUUCCAUCUGCCGCACCGGAUGUUAGAGUAUCUUAUUCAAGUAGGAAAACUGAUAUGUGUACAUCGAUAGGCUGAGGCUGUCCUGUAUGCUUGUCCUUUUUUGCAAUUAUUCAUAUAAUUAUUCAUAUCAAGAUUGUUCUCCCUCGGUAACGGUAUCAAUGUGAAUGACAACAGAGAAGGUUAUUUUCAUUCUCUCAGGUUUCGCCGUGGGUAGACCAUCCUUGGAUCGAUCGCGAGGGCGCCAUAUUGGGCCACCCCCACCUAGGGCGGAACUGGCACCCGAAUCUGGACCUGGGGCAAGUCGUGAGUGACAUUCUUCAAGAAUUUACGAUUCGGCCCCCGCGCCCGCUGCCGGUGGACCAGCAACAAGACCACAGCAUAAGCAGUCGAUCUUACCCCACAAACCUCACCACGAGGUCCCCGAGAGCUUCAGGGGGCGGGUUUGCGGGCGUGGCAUCAUCGUCGCUGCCGGCUUCCAGUGGUACACCUACUGCUCGAGGAGGUGCGCCGCAGGGCUCAGAGCAGGAGAGGAUCCUGCAGUACACGCGGCAGUUUCAGAGCGUAGAACAAAACAGUGGCGUCGCGCAAAGCAGCAGCGUUGCCGCCCCAGGUGGACCUGCUCGGAGCUCACAACAGCUAGGAGUCCCAGCUCCUCUCCCCGCCCCACAGGUGGUGUCCUUCUCUUCAUCCGCGUCGCCUUCUUCGGGGCGCUCGGGCGGAGCGGCUCCGCCCGGGUCGACGAAAAUGGACGGGACACCAGCGAAUUCUCGACCGCCCGGAGCAGGAGGCGACCCGCCGAUAACGAUACCACAGCGCUUUGCGGAGGUCGAAGAGGCGCUGUCCGUCGAGCAGCUCGCCUACCUCGCGGAGGAGGCGGACAGAGAGAAUUUCAACGAAUUUCUGUACGAACUCGACUGCGUGCGAGACAAAAAAACCAUGCUGGUCGAGCUCAUGGAAAGCAACGCUAUUGCCGCUCGCAAAAACCUCGAGAUCAGACCCCGGAUGGAAGCCCUCACCCAAAAAGUUGCUGAGAGGUAGAAGUACGAACCAAACAUAGUUCUUUGCUGCCCGGAGCUGGUUAUGGUUUGUAGGCCUUGUUUUUUUUUUCAUGCUUUCGCGAGCUGCAGGCGCCGCCACCUCCGCUAGUUUUAGUACCGAGACGAUAUGAACUGUUGCGCAAAGAUGAAAAUAAAGUUCAGCAAACACUAAGAUGAUGCGCAGCUUUUUUUACGUAACGUCGAUCAGAAGUGAUAGAUUGCUUCUUUACCUGUACCAGGUAUGUGGUGCUACAAGCCGCUCGGGAGGAGGUCCUGACUUUGGAAAAGCAGCGGCAAGAGCUAACGAAGCGUUUCCACCCGCGGGUGAUGCACGCCCGAAUGCUGGACCUCGUUCACGCCGCGUCGGAGGACGCAGAGCGCCUGAGUGGGGAAACGAGCAAAGCUGGGAGGACGCGGUACUUCGAGGCCAGAAAGCGACAGCACCGGCUGGGUGCUAAAGCUGAUCGCCUGCGAGAAUUGGCUGAGCAGGGUUCAUAGCGGGCACGGCAAUCAGGCGUCUGGGCGUUGCGGAAAGCUGCGUGUCUGAAACUCGUAGAGCUCUACUUACCCGGGGCGCAGGUUUGGUUCCCGGAAGCGGCUAGUAUUAUCGCCAUAUUUUGUGCAAGAGCAAGUAAUCUUUAUGGCGCUGCGGCUGCAAGAAUGUUUUGCUUUUGUGCCGCAUCUGUGCCUGCUGUCGGGAUUUUGAAAUAUCUUUUGACCGCUAAUAAAUGCAACUACUACAGCGCUUGCGCUUGCGUUUUCGAAUGAAAAUGAAUGUCCGGCCUUAAGUGAUUCAAUUCAUUGAGUUUCUCAAUGACUCAGGGUAGUUUGAAAUUCGGAUCGGAAUAGCAGUUCAUGGUGAGCGCGAACGCGAUGGCGUCACGGAAGUCUGCUUGACUCUCACCCACGAAUUUUGAACACGAAGUCGACGCCGAAACCUUAGCACACCCCCUUCAAGUGCAGGAUAAAUAUUGAUGAAGAGACCUCGAUCUUCGUUUUUCGUUUCUUUGUUCCUCGACAAGGCGACCGCUCCUGGACACACGGAGCUUCGUGGUCCUGUUUGAGAUGCUAGAGAAUGCGUGCGCACUAGUCUUUCCACAA